UUUGAGUAUAAUGGCCGUGAUCCACGAAACAAGGAUCUCGUCAUCUUAAAGAUACCCAAUUUUUUCAACUUUGAAUUUUAAGCAAUUUCAUACAUCACACUCCAUUUCCCUCCAUUUGAGACAAUAUCCAACUGUCCAAAACAAAAGAAAUCUCUACACAUACAAACAUAUAAACAUAUGGACCGCACUGAAACCUCAAACACUCUUCUUAAUUUUAGAUAAUGAUCACACCACAACACUAAAACUCUCCUUAAAGAAAGAAAGACACUAUACACACCAUGGCCGCAUCUAAAAGCAACCUCAUAGACAUCCUCAUCAUCUUCUUCCUUCUCGUCUUCAUCCCAGCCUAUUCAAAGGACAUCACCUGGUGGUGCAGCACCACCCCCCACCCAGGCCCCUGCACCCACUUCAUGUCCCACUACACCGCCCCACAAUCCCCACAAGACUUCCGGACCAUGACAAUCCAAGCAGCCCUCCAUCGCUCUCUCGAGGCCCAAUCGCAGGCCCGUCCCGGCCCAACCCACUGCCGCAGCAAACGCAAAACCGUCGUCCUCCGAGACUGCAACAACCUGAUCGAAAACACAGUCGUCCAGCUCAACACCACCCUCCAAAGCAUCCGCAACAACGCCAGCUUCACGGGGUGGGACGUGCAGACGUGGCUCAGCACGGCCCUAACCAACAUCGAGACCUGCCGCUCGGGCUCGCGCGACCUCAACCUGACGAGCUUCCGGAGCCCGGUUCUGUCCGGGAAUGUCUCGGAGCUCAUCAGCAACAGUUUGGCCACUAAUUGGGCUUUCUUGGAGAAGAAUAAUUAUUCGAGGUCGGGUGGUGGGUUUCCGCAGUGGGUGACGAGGAGGAGGAUGCUGAUUAGGGCUGAUGUGGUGGUGUCGAAGAGUGGGAGAGGGGAGUUUCGGUCGGUGCAGGCGGCGGUGGAGUGGGCGGUGGAGAGGAGGAGGGUUGGGAGCAGGCGGCGGGUGGUGGUGCGCGUGAGGGGAGGGGUGUAUAGGGAGAAUGUGUUGAUAGGGAGGACUAUGAGUAAUGUUAUGUUGGUUGGGGAUGGGUUGAGGCGGACUGUUAUCACGGGCGCUAGGAGUGUGUCGGCUGGUUUUACCACUUACAGCUCUGCUACUGUCGGCGUGGACGGCAUCGGCUUCAUCGCCCGCGGCAUCACAUUCCGCAACACGGCCGGCCCACGCAGUGGGCAAGCCGUAGCCCUCCGGUCAGCCUCCGACCUAUCGGUAUUCUACGCGUGCGCAUUCGAAGGCUACCAAGACACAUUAUUCGUCCACGCCCAACGCCAAUUCUACAAGUCGUGCUACAUUUACGGCACCAUCGACUUCAUCUUCGGCAACGCUGCAGUCGUCUUUCAAAACUGCGUCAUUUACGUGCGCCGGCCAAUGUGGGGCCAAGCGAAUGUUAUCACAGCCCAAGGACGAGGGGACCCAUUCCAGAACACGGGCAUCUCAAUCCAUAACUCACGGAUAAUGCCAGCUCCAGACCUCCGCCCAGUGGCCAGGUCAUACCGAACCUAUCUUGGCCGGCCCUGGCAGCAGUACUCGCGGACCGUUGUAAUGAAGAGCUUCAUAGACGGGUUUGUUAGCGGUCAGGGAUGGUCUCAGUGGGAAGACUCCAACUUCGCGCUCACCACAUUGUACUAUGGGGAGUACCGCAAUUUUGGUCCUGGUGGGUCCACGAGGAAUCGAGUUCGGUGGCCUGGGUAUCACGUCAUCACAAGCUCUAACGUGGCGGCUAGGUUCACGGUUGGAAGCCUUAUCGCGGGUCGGGCGUGGUUGCCGUCCACUGGAGUUCCCUUUACGCCUGGCUUGUGA
This is a messenger RNA of Striga asiatica, 1829 nucleotides long. NCBI's taxonomy places the organism in Eukaryota, Viridiplantae, Streptophyta, Magnoliopsida, Lamiales, Orobanchaceae. The record is from the annotation of a GenBank genome assembly.